UGGGUUUAGAGGAUUUAUAGGAGGGUUUUGGAGGAGAGAGGUUGAAUUUGAGGUGUGGUAUAGAGAUAUGGAAAAGAAUAAGAUAGAGUCCAAAAACCAGGAUAAAUUUCAAAGAGCAAUGUUUGGGCCAAUCAGAGCAAGGGUUAAAACAAAUCGCAAAUAAAAAUGUCAAUCAGACACAGAACAAGAUUACUAAUGUUGAUUAUGACUCUCUCCGAUUUAGCGAGGUUAGUAAGUUUACAAACCCUAAGACUGGAUUAAAAAGAAAAUCGCUAAAUUACAAAAGCUCCAUCCGAAGAACAGGGAACAAUAAAUAAAAUGAUGAGAAAUCAUUUAAAGAAAAACCUUUCGAUUGGGGAUAUUAGUUAUGAUCACACCAAUUUCAGGACAAGUACAACCAAGAAUUCUUUGAGGACUAAUAUUGUUGACAGCUCUCGGUACAAAAGUACUCUUGUACCAGGUUCUGCUAAGAACACCUCAAAGCAUUCUACUAAUGCUGAAUCAUAUAUGAAGUUUCAGACAAACACUGUUCUAAAGUCUCAGCCUAAAUUUACCAACAAGUUAGACAAGAAUAUAAAUUUCUCUAUUAAAAAGGCAAAUUACCCAAAUUUUGGACAAAAGCAAGGCCAGAUUCAAGAACUUAUGAAUAUGCAAGAGAAAAGCCGUGAAAUGAAACAUCACGUGCAGCAUAGGAACAACGGUGGUCUGGAAGAUAAAUAUUUGGAAAAGUCUCAAGAAACAGAAUCGCUUGAAAAAGAAGAUAAAAAGUGGGAAUCCAAAGAGGAAGAAAUGCAGUAUCUUACUUCAGAUAGUAUGACUUCUCUAGGAAGUAUCCCAGAUGAAUACGAUGCGUUUGAAGCUCAACCUGUUUGAUCUUUGAAUCAAUCUGCAACAGAAUCUCGAAGAAGCAAACAAUCUAAGAGCAUGGCAGCGUGUGGGCAUCAAAAAGCUCAAAAUUAUAUAAAGGAUAAUGAAGAUCAGGAGAACUCAGUUAACCAAAAGCAUCUUCAACCUUUGUACGAGUCCCAGAAGGAACGAGGAGAUCUAAAAGUUGACACAAAUUCCCGAAACCAUGAAACAUCUAGUAUAGGAAUUAAGGUAAAGCACACUAUGAAUGUCCCUAGCAUGAUCACACACCUAAAGCGGAAAGAUGGAUACCUAGAAAGUCUGGAUAUCUUCCUGAGCGAGAACCUGUCAGCAAUCUCCGACCUUAUCAGCAUCAAAAAGAUCGUUAGCAACAAUAUCAAAGAACUCAAGAAACGUACUGAAGAGGAAAAGGAUAAUAUCAUAAAAGAAGAGAAGAGAGGUUUGAAAUUAGAAAAAGACAUUUCAAGAACUCUUGAGGAAAAUUACUGCCUUGAGCACCAGAAUGAAGUCUCAGUCGGAAUUGUCCAAAGAGUUAGAGCCAAGAUCUCAGAGAAAUAUCAACAGUAUGAGCAAGAGAUUGAGGAGCUAUAUUCACGGAAACAGGAAAUUAAGGAGAAGGUUACCAAGCAAAUUAAAGACCAUGCUGAUCCAGUCAAAAGGUCGAUGAGAAUGUACAAAGCUGUUAAGAUUCCGAAGUCCGGAAGAGUUGCUGAUAAGCUGACAUCAAACGAGUACCAGCUAGAAUGCCUCAAGAAAAUUAUGAGUAACGAGAAUAAUAGGAUGGACCAAAGACUAGCAGUUGUUCGAGAGAAAACAAAACUUCUCAACAACCUUAUUAAAAACGAAGAUAGCUUUUAGCCAGUAUGGGAUUACCCAGAGUUCAA
Molecule: messenger RNA, 1751 nt
Organism: Moneuplotes crassus
Lineage: Eukaryota; Ciliophora; Spirotrichea; Euplotida; Euplotidae
Source: the annotation of a GenBank genome assembly